Molecule: messenger RNA, 3018 nt
Organism: Ictidomys tridecemlineatus (thirteen-lined ground squirrel)
Lineage: Eukaryota; Metazoa; Chordata; Mammalia; Rodentia; Sciuridae
Source: RefSeq, a predicted model, not a curated record
CUGCUGCUGCUGCUGUUGCUGGGGCGCCGGGCGCGGGGAGCCACCGGGGUGGACGCAGGGCCCGGGGCCGAGCCGUGCACCACGUUGGUGCAGGGCAAGUUCUUCGGCUACUUCUCGGCAGCCGCUGUGUUUCCAGCCAACGCCUCUCGCUGCUCCUGGACCCUGCGCAACCCGGACCCCCGGCGCUACACUCUCUACAUGAAGGUGGCCAAGGCGCCCACGCCCUGCGGAGGCCCUGGCCGCGUCCGCACCUACCAGUUCGACUCCUUCCUGGAGUCCACGCGCACCUACCUGGGUGUGGAGAGCUUCGACGAGGUGCUGCGGCUCUGCGACCCCUCGGCGCCGCUCGCCUUCCUGCAGGCCAGCAAGCAGUUCCUGCAGAUGCAGCUCCAGCAGCCGGCCCAGGACCACAGCCCCGGGCCCCCAGGCCCCAGGGACGACUUCUCCGUGGAGUACCUGGUGGUGGGCAACCGCAGCCCCAGCCGGGCCGCCUGCCAGAUGCUGUGCCGCUGGCUGGACGCCUGUCUGGCUGGCAGCCGUAGCUCCCAUCCCUGUGGCAUCAUGCAGACCCCCUGUGCCUGCCUUGGCGGAGAGGCCAGCGACCCUGCCUCCAGCCCCUUGGUCCCCCAUGGGGACGUCUGCUUAAGGGACGGCGUGGCGGGUGGCCCCGAGAACUGCCUCACCAGCCUGACCCAGGACAGGGGUGGGCACGGCGCACCAGGCGGUUGGAAGCUGUGGUCCCUGUGGGGCGAGUGCACUAGGGACUGCGGAGGAGGCCUGCAAACGCGGACGCGCACCUGCCUGCCAGCGCCAGGCAUCGAGGGCGGCGGCUGCGAGGGGGUUCUGGAGGAGGGUCGUCUGUGCAACCGCAAGGCCUGUGGCCCUGCUGGGCGUACCAGCUCCCGGAGCCAGUCCCUGCGGUCCACGGAUGCCCGGCGGCGGGAGGAGCUGGGGGACGAGCUGCAGCAUUUUGGGUUCCCGUACCCACAGACUGGUGACCCGGCGGCGGAGGAGUGGUCCCCGUGGAGCGUGUGCUCCAGCACCUGUGGCGAGGGCUGGCAGACCCGCACCCGCUUCUGCGUGUCCUCCUCCUACAGCACACAGUGCAGCGGGCCCCUGCGGGAGCAGCGGCUGUGCAACAACUCGGCCGUGUGUCCAGUGCAUGGAGCCUGGGACGAGUGGUCACCCUGGAGCCUUUGCUCCAGCACCUGCGGCCGCGGCUUCCGGGACCGCACGCGCACCUGCAGGCCCCCCCAGUUUGGAGGCAACCCUUGCGAGGGUCCCGAGAAGCAGACCAAGUUCUGCAACAUCGCCCUGUGCCCUGUGGACGGAAACUGGAAUGAGUGGUCCAGCUGGAGCACCUGCUCGGCCAGCUGCUCCCAGGGCCGGCAGCAGCGCACACGCGAGUGCAACGGGCCCUCCUACGGGGGCGCUGAGUGCCAGGGCCACUGGGUAGAGACGCGGGACUGCUUCCUGCAGCAGUGUCCAGUGGACGGCAAGUGGCAGGCCUGGGCCUCUUGGGGCAGCUGCAGUGUCACAUGUGGUGGUGGCAGUCAGCGGCGGGAACGUGUCUGCUCUGGGCCCUUCUUUGGGGGAGCAGCCUGCCAGGGCCCCCAGGAUGAGUACCGGCAGUGUGGCACCCAGCGAUGUCCUGAGCCACAUGAGAUCUGUGACGAGGACAACUUUGGAGCUGUGGUCUGGAAGGAAACACCAGCAGGGGAGGUGGCUGCAGUCCGGUGUCCACGCAAUGCCACAGGCCUCAUCCUGCGGCGCUGUGAGCUGGACGAGGAGGGCAUCGCCUACUGGGAGCCCCCCACCUACAUCCGCUGCGUCUCCAUUGACUAUCGCAACAUCCAGAUGAUGACCCGGGAGCACCUGGCUAAGGCUCAACGCGGGCUGCCCGGGGAGGGGGUCUCAGAGGUCAUCCAGACCCUGGUGGAGAUCUCCCAGGAUGGGACCAGCUACAGUGGGGACCUGCUGUCCACCAUCGAUGUCCUAAGGAACAUGACCGAGAUCUUCCGGAGGGCCUACUACAGCCCCACCCCUGGGGAUGUGCAGAAUUUUGUGCAGAUCAUCAGUAACCUGCUGGCAGAGGAGAACCGGGACAAGUGGGAGGAGGCCCAGCUGAUGGGCCCCAACGCCAAGGAGCUCUUCCGGUUGGUGGAGGACUUUGUGGAUGUCAUCGGCUUCCGCAUGAAGGACUUGAGGGAUGCGUACCAGGUGACAGACAACCUGGUCCUCAGCAUCCACAAGCUUCCGGCCAGCAGUGCCUCAGACAUCAGCUUCCCCAUGAAGGGCUGGCGGGCCACGGGAGACUGGGCCAAGGUGCCGGAGGACAGGGUGACUGUGUCCAAGAGCGUCUUCUCCACAGGGCUGGCAGAGGCCGACGACACCUCCGUGUUCGUGGUGGGCACCGUGCUGUACCGGAACCUGGGCAGCUUCCUGGCCCUGCAGAGGAACACCACAGUCCUGAACUCCAAGGUCAUCUCGGUGACCGUGAAGCCCCCGCCCCGCUCCCUGCUCACACCCUUGGAGAUCGAGUUUGCCCACAUGUACAACGGCACCACCAACCAGACCUGUAUCCUGUGGGACGAGACAGAUGUGACCACUGCUGGGUCACUGCUCUACGAGGUCCCAGCCCUCAGCUUCCUCCUGUCCCCAGAGGGGAGGCCCAGUGGAGUAAACAGGCCAGAGUAAGAUGUUGAGUCACACCAUCUGCCAAAAAGUGAAGCAGAAGGGUCUGUGGCAGAGGGGCGUUUGGGAACAGCAUUGUGACAGAACAACUGUGCAAAGGCCCUGUGCCGGGUGUGUGUGCAGGGCCAGGCAUGCUGCCUCACCUGCCUGCCCCCGGCUCCUCUGGUCUUUCCUGCGUGGAUCUGGAAGCCGAGCUGUGACGCCUGACAGCUUGGGAAGCCACCAACCCUGGCUGCUGUCAGACAGCUUCCUUUGGGUUUUCCAAGUGGCAUAAGCUCUCUGUGAAAAAGAGGGAAUCAGGAAAAAUAAAGAAAGACACCCCUA